UCUGUAGUGGCCCCUUUUGGCCUGGAGUUAACUGCCAAACAACUUCCAACAACUUUUAAUGAGUCAUUUGACUUUGCCCAUAUCGACAUUCGACAUUGAUAAAACAAAAAAAAAACACAGUCUGGAAAAUAUUUCUUCGAAAUGCCGCCCUUUUGCUGCGGUGGUCGGCGUUGCGCCAAGGAUUCGGAGCAGGAAAAACUGAACGAAGGACAAGGUGGCGAUUCAAAAGAUCUCGUUUACACCACCACCGCAGAAUAUGAGCGUCCAUUAUCCCUGAAGUUCUAUGCUCGCCACGACUGGCCAUAUUUCAAUUGCACAGAUACGGAUAUCCGGCAAAUACGGGAGAAGCUUGACCCAGACUCACUGAAGAAUGCCAAAAGAAUGGCUAGCGUCGAUGAGGACGAGGAGGAGAAGUAUGAGUUGAAGCAUAGCACACCUCAACCGAUGACCGUAAACCAGAUCUAUGGCUGGUACUCGGAUCGAGCUCACCGCUACCUUAAAGAAGACAGAGGCACAUUCGUCUUUCCCCACGAAAACGAUCCGAUGAUUGAGCAGAUUCUACGAGACAAAAUACACACUCACUAGAGGAAUGUGUGAUUAAAGCUUUACCAUUUUGACGAGUUUAAAAUUAAAGUCAGCAUAUAUAGUUAAAGAAUA
Molecule: messenger RNA, 657 nt
Organism: Drosophila serrata
Lineage: Eukaryota; Metazoa; Arthropoda; Insecta; Diptera; Drosophilidae
Source: RefSeq, a predicted model, not a curated record